This is a messenger RNA of Capra hircus (goat), 644 nucleotides long. RefSeq names its product secretoglobin family 3A member 2 (gene SCGB3A2). The transcript has 5 exons. NCBI's taxonomy places the organism in Eukaryota, Metazoa, Chordata, Mammalia, Artiodactyla, Bovidae. The coding region runs from base 242 to 520 and encodes 92 amino acids. The record is from RefSeq and is a predicted model, not a curated record.
GGAGUAGCCAAGCCUGAAGCUCUUUUCAGGGCUGAAGGGACCUCAGAAUUGUCAACUGGGACGUUCAUCAGGGGCGAGUCAAGUGGUCGUGACCGAAAUCCAAGUCCUUGGCAUAUAAGUACGUGUGUGUGCAGAAGCCACCGCCACACUUGGUACAGCAAGAGGAACCACAGGCUCAGUGGACUCCUUAGGUUUUCCAGUUUAAUUUUAAACUCCAGGUAAACAUCACAGGUAACCCACCAUGAAGCUGGUCACUGUGUUCCUGCUGGUGACCAUCGGCAUUUGCAGUUACUCUGCUACCGCCUUCCUCAUCCACAGUUUGCCGCUUCCCGUGAACAAGGCCUUGCCUUUGCCUCUGGAUGCUCUCCCCUUCCUGGACCCACUUAAGCUUCUUCUGAAUACUUUGGGCAUUUCCGUUGAGCACCUCGUGGAAGGGCUGAGGAAGUGUGUCAAUGAGCUGACACCAGAGGCUUCCGACGCCGUGAAAAAACUACUGGAGGCGCUCUCAUAUUUGGUGUGAUGGCAGAAAAAGCAAGAGUCGGGGAGGGAGGGAGGGAGAUGAUGCUCCCCCUUCCUCCCCCACAGAAACUCUUUCCAUCCUAAAAUGUAGCAGCCCAAAAAAGAAUGAAUAAAGCAUUGAAAAG